Molecule: messenger RNA, 852 nt
Organism: Ilex paraguariensis (yerba mate)
Lineage: Eukaryota; Viridiplantae; Streptophyta; Magnoliopsida; Aquifoliales; Aquifoliaceae
Source: the annotation of a GenBank genome assembly
AUGGCGGAGCAGAGUGGUGUGGCGUCAGUGGGUUGUGAUUUGUCGGUGAAGAGGCCAAGAGAGGAGGAAGAGAACAACGGGGUUUCAGUUUCCUCUGUUUCUGUUGAAAUGGAGGAUUGUAACAACAAAGAUCCCGAGUAUAUCUCUUCUGUUAUACCUGGGUGGUUCUCUGAGAUUAGUCCAAUGUGGCCUGGAGAAGCACACUCGUUAAAGGUCGAAAAGAUCUUAUUUCAGGGGAAGUCUGACUACCAGAAUGUUAUGGUCUUUCAGUCUUCAACUUACGGGAAGGUUCUUGUUUUGGAUGGGGUAAUUCAACUCACAGAAAGGGAUGAAUGUGCUUAUCAAGAAAUGAUUACUCAUCUGCCACUUUCCUCCAUUCCAAACCCAAAGAAGGUUUUGGUUAUUGGGGGAGGAGAUGGUGGCGUCUUACGUGAGGUGUCUCGCCAUUCUUCUGUUGAGCAGAUAGAUAUAUGUGAGAUCGAUAAGAUGGUGGUUGAUGUUUCUAAACAAUAUUUCCCUGACAUAGCUGUUGGAUACAUGGAUCCCCGUGUAACACUCCACCUUGGCGAUGGAGUUGCAUUUUUGAAGGCUGUGGCCGAAGGAACUUAUGAUGCAAUUAUAGUAGAUUCUUCUGACCCAAUAGGUCCCGCACAAGAGCUUUUUGAGAAGCCUUUCUUUGCAUCAGUGGCAAAGGCUCUUCGUCCUGGUGGGGUUGUAUGUACCCAGGCUGAAAGCAUAUGGCUUCACAUGCACAUUAUUGAAGACAUUGUUGCUAACUGCCGCCAGAUUUUCAAAGGCUCUGUCAACUAUGCAUGGACCACAGUCCCUACAUACCCAAGGCAUGCACUUUGA